This is a messenger RNA of Arachis duranensis, 1068 nucleotides long. Its product is annotated as protein FAR-RED ELONGATED HYPOCOTYL 3-like. Bases 1 to 1068 code for a protein of 355 amino acids. Gene Ontology annotation, biological process: regulation of DNA-templated transcription. The transcript has 2 exons. NCBI's taxonomy places the organism in Eukaryota, Viridiplantae, Streptophyta, Magnoliopsida, Fabales, Fabaceae. The record is from RefSeq and is a predicted model, not a curated record.
AUGAGCCAUGUUGUUUGGAAAUCGUACAUAAAAGACACAUUUGAUAGAAACUGGAACGAUUUUCUCACAAAGUACGGCCUCGAAGGCAACAAGUGGCUGUCAGAGCUGUACGAGGAUCGGCAUAUAUGGAUUCCAGUUUACUUGGAUCACCACUUCUGGGCCGGGAUGAGAAACACACAAAGGAGCGAGAGCAUGCAUUCAUUUUUCAACAAGUUCAUUACACGCAACAGCUUUUUGAGACAAUUCGUGAAGCACUAUGACAAUUGCCUAGCAAGCAGAGAGCAAAGAGAGAGAGAAUUUGAUGCUGCAGAUUUUCACACCAUGAUACCUUACGCAACAAAAUCAGUAAUAGAGGUAGAGUUUCAGCAUGUCUAUACCCAUGAGAAGUUCAGGAAAGUUCAAGCUCAAUUCAGAGGUAAAGUGAACUGUAUCACAAGAUCAAUGCAUUCCACCCUAGGUUUCACAACAUACAAAGUCGUAGAGCAGGUUGCUGACUCCACAUUCAACAAGUUUGUCAUCACCUACGACGCAGUAUCACGAGAGGUAAAGUACCAAUGCUUACUGUUUGAGUCAAGGGGCAUAUUGUGCCGCCAUUCCCUAAGCGUACUAAGCUUUGAACGAGUGGAUAACGGGGCACCGAAAUACAUACCGGAACAUUGGAGCAAGAACAUAAAGAGGAGGCACACACACAUCAAGAGCAGCCAAGAUGAGCCUCUACUGGAGCUGAGAAGUAAAAGAUUCGACGAAUUGGUGUUUCGGUCACACAAUAUAUACGAAUUUGCAUCCAAGUCUGAUGAGUUGACCAGAAUUCUGCACUGGAAAUUUGACAAGGUCAUGGCUGAGAUGCAAGAAUAUCAAGAGAGAAGCAAAGGAAAAAGUUUGUUAUACCACGAAGAAGCAACAUUGAGCGAUGUGAACGACCUUCAAAGCCCGCCACGCAUCAAAACAAGAGGCCGGCUCAAGAACAAACUUGGAUUAAACUUUGAAAAAAAAGAUCUCAAAUGCCAUGAAGAAAAAGAAAAAGACAGCUCCAAGCGAAGUAAAAUUGACUUGCUUUUGAUUAGGUAA